Messenger RNA from Mesorhabditis spiculigera, 2253 nucleotides. Lineage: Eukaryota; Metazoa; Nematoda; Chromadorea; Rhabditida; Rhabditidae. The record is from the annotation of a GenBank genome assembly.
AUGGCCGCCACCGAAGAGCGGCGGAAAAGCGAUUUGAUUAAAGAGAUAGAGAUCGUUUUGAAGGCGGCCGUGGCUUCGUUGCAUUCUUCUAAGGAUCCGGUUUCGAGUGAUAUAACGCAGAAUUUGUGCAAUACCGUGGAGGCAGUGUUUAUUCACGGGCUGCGCGAUCCGUUCUUUUUGAAGGGCAGUCGAUACGCAAAGUACCCGGAACCGAAUUUCUGGCCCUUCGUCUCCAAGCUCUCCCAUCCGGGGAUUUUAAACCAGAUAAAAGCGCUGAAGCUCGUCCAGACGGAGAUUGGAAAAGGAAGGGCAUGGAUCCGGUGCGUACUGAACGAGGCCGCGCUCGAGCACUAUAUUAUGCUCAUCAAAAGUGAUUGUGCGGACAUUGAACGAUUCUAUAAUGAAGAUGCAUUCCUUCGCGAUGCCGAGAAAAUGGACUGUAUGCGGGAUUUUUUGAAAGGAAUGAUGUCGAGAUGCACGAUCGUUUCCCCAACAAAUAGCGCAGUUUUGAACACGUGGACGCCGACGCCGUUGAUUCUGGCGGGGCUGAGCAGCGGGCGGCCGAUCAGGGUUGGGCACCUGACAAGGACAAAACUGCCCUCAACGAGUGAGCACGAUGAAGUGGGGCAGUUGGCGACGGACUUACUGCCCGGGGUUGCGCAACCGCAGCGGAUUCGACGAGCGAAUAUGUUUCAGGAAAAUGAAUCCGACGACGGCUCGGUUUAUUCGCAUCCAUCAAGGAUGGGCGGCAACUUGCCCUUUUCUUCAACGCCAAUAACUGGAUCACCGAUCUACGAGCCCGAGCAGCCGGCAAAAAUUCUGGUGGUUGAGCGCCGAAAAAAGAAGCAGCGGAAGCUUGGAAGCCGAAGCAAUUCAAAUUCCGAGUCGAACCAAUCUGCGUCAAACUCGGACCUUCCACAAAUGGCUUCAUCGGUUCCGGUUUCGGCCUCGUGGAACGAGAAUCUAGCUAAAAUCGAUGACACCGAGAUUUCGCCCGUGAAAAAGGGCGACCAUUCGCAUCAAUCGGAAACGGUGGAUUCGGGCAUCUACGAAUUUGGGCGUCGACCCAGUGAGAGUCCAAAAAGCAAGGCGAUCAACGCGGGCAUGGAGGAGGCUGGGCAAAGAAUUGGUGCUGAUGACGUCUUCAACGAUUCCAGCGGUGCCAGAAGCGAUAUCCUGAACGCGUGUUCACCCAUUGAAAAUACGGACUCGUGCAGCGAUUUCGGCGGCGGAUCCCUGGGGUCAGGCUCGGAUUCGAUGGGGCCGAUUCAGCCGUUUGGGGCAGCGUUGCGGAAUGCUGUGCAGAGUGAAUUACUGCUCGACGCCGAGGUGCCGGCGGCAGAUGAGGGUGUUGCCGAGGUGGCCGAGGAGUUGGACGAGGGGUUGACGUUUGCACCCUCUCGAAAAAGUACGGCGCCUUCAAUGGAUAUGGCUGUCGAGGUGGUUUCGGAAGCCCUUCCGGAAGUUGUCGAGCUCGAAAAACCGGACGAUGAGCUGCGCAGACGAUUUCUGCAAAUCCCCAACGAGGUCGGACUGGAUGCUCAAGAUUGGCGCUGUCCACAGUGCAAGAGGACGAUCGGCUGUGGAUACGGUAGAUGGAAAACCUGCGGCCUGGACGCGCUCUACUACUGCGCCGACUGUUUUUCCGCCGAGCUGCGGCCGAUUCCGUCCCGGGUUUUACUGAAUUGGGACCAUCGUCCGCGAGCUGUUUCGACGAGGGGGAAGGUCUAUAUUGACCAGCAUGCCGAUGAGCCCUUUUUCCGGGUGGACGAGAUGAAUCCGGAGUUGUACGAGAAUGUCGACGAGAUGAGAAAUAUUCGGGCGACACGUGAACGCCUCCAAGCCGUCGCCAUGUAUCUCUUUUCGUGCCGGGACCAGGUCGCCGAUGACCUGAGAAGACGUGCCGGCACCGGUUCUCAUCAUCUCGUUGAGCAGCUACAUGUCUAUAGCUAUCAGGACCUUCUCCACGUCUAUUCGGGUGUUCUGGAGAUGCAUCUUCAGAAUUUAUUGAAGUUUGCGAUCAACCACGUGGCACACUGCCAACUCUGCCGGCAGAAGGGCUUCCUGUGUGAGAUGUGCUCGAAGGGGGACGUCAUCUACCCAUUUCAGGAGGAUACGCAUCGGUGCCAAAAGUGCUACGGUGUCUUCCACGCAACAUGCUGGCAGGAAGCCGCCUCAUCCGGCUGUAGACGAUGUGAGCGACGGGAUCAGCGAGUUCACCGCCAGCCCUCCCAGCAGACCCCGUUCCUCGAU